AUGAACCCAGCUCCGAGUAUGCCUGGCGGCCUCUGGCAGGAGGCCCGCAAUGCCGACGGCCGCGUAUACUAUUAUAAUGUUCAGACAAAAGCAACACAAUGGGCGAAGCCUACGGAGCUGAUGACUCCUGUAGAGCGCGCCUUGUCAAACCAGCCGUGGAAAGAAUAUACUGCAGAGGGUGGACGGAAGUAUUGGUACAACACCGAAACCAAGCAAAGCACCUGGGAAAUGCCAGAAGUUUACAGAACCGCACUUGCACAGGUUCAACCUCCCCCAGCACAACCUCCAAGCGCUCCUACUUUCGUCGCUGGCGGAACGUCCUCAUUCCCUCCCUAUCUUCAGCAGCAACGUGACCGGGACGAUAGUGACCGAAAUACCCCCGAUCGUCGUCCGGGAUAUAUGGGGAUGGAGACAAAUGGCCUCGUGACUCCUCAGCAGACUGACCCAGAAUAUAGCUCCUUCGAAGAAGCUGAAAGCGCGUUUAUUAAACUCUUACGACGAUGCAAUGUUCAACCCGACUGGACCUGGGAACAGGCAAUGCGAGCCACCAUCAAGGAUCCCCAGUAUCGUGCUCUGAAAGACCCCAGAGAUCGAAGGGCUGCGUUUGAUAAGCAUGCAGCGGAAGUCCGCAUGCAGGAACGAGAUCGCGCGAAGGAAAGAUUUGCUAAGUUACGCACUGAUUUCUAUACCAUGCUGAAGAGUCACCCGGAAAUAAAGCACUACAGCAGAUGGAAAACUAUACGUCCAAUUAUUGAAGGAGAGACCAUUUUCAGAUCCACAAACGACGAAAGUGAACGUCGCCAGCUAUUUGAAGAGUAUAUACUUGACCUAAAGAAGGACCAUGUGGAGCAAGAAGCCGUGACUCGUAAAGCCGCCAUGGACGACCUAGCGAAUAUUCUCAAGGCACUUGAGUUAGAGCCAUAUGCUAGAUGGUCCGAAGUGCAAAAUGCCUUGCAGGCCAACGAGAAGAUUCAAAAUGACGCUAAGUUUAAGACCCUAAGCAAAUCAGACAUUCUCACCGCUUUCGAAAACCACAUCAAGUCUCUGGAACGGAACUUUAAUGAUGCCCGCCAGCAGCACAAGGCUGCCAAGGCUCGGAGAGAACGUCAUAACAGAGAAAAGUAUUUGGAUCUGCUCAAAGAGCUACGCUCCCAAGGCAAGAUAAAAGCCGGAAGCAAGUGGAUGCAUAUACAUGCUUUGAUUCAAGAGGACCCUCGGUAUGUAGCAAUGCUAGGUCAAAGUGGCUCAACUCCUCUGGAUUUGUUCUGGGACAUGGUUGAAGAAGAGGAGAGAUCGUUGCGAGGACCCCGAAAUGAUGUCCUCGAUGUCCUCGAUGAUAAACGCUAUGAGAUCACAACAAAAACAACAUAUGAUGAUUUCAUGUCUGUCAUGGCUACUGACCGCCGUACAGCCAAUAUUGACCCUGACACUCUCCAACUCAUCUUUCAGCGAGUGCAAGAAAAAGCUCAGCGGCGCUCUGAAGAUGAAAAGCAUGCAGCUGAUCGUCAUCAGCGACGUGCUGUUGAUGCCCUACGUUCUCGUAUCAAACACCUGGAGCCACCUGUUCGACUGGGGGACACAUGGGAACAGGUCCGACCGCGGAUUGAGAAGUUCGAAGAGUACGAUGCCCUCGAGUCUGAUGAUUUACGUAUGAGUGCCUUCGAAAAAGUUGUGCGUCGCUUGAAAGAAAAGGAAGAAGAUGCCAACAGAGAUCGUGACCGUGACCGUGACCGUGAUCGAGAACGUGGCUCACGUCGUGGUGAUUAUCAUGAGCGCUCUGAUCGAGAUUCGCGAAAUGGUUUGUACCGCUCUGAUCGCAGAGCUAGACCUAGCCGAACACCUGAUCCCGACCCUUACGAAGCAGACCGUCGUAAGGCGCAGGCAGAUCGUGAGCGUUCGUACCGCAAGGUAAGCGGUCUGUCACCUGUUCGUGAAAGGAGGGAUGAUCGUGAUCGGUUGCGGGACAAAGAGCGCGACAGAGACAGACGUGGGCUUAGCCACUACGAUCGUGAACGUCGUGAUCGAGAAGAAGAGCGCGAACGACUAUACCGGACCCGUGGCGACCCACGCGGAAGUCGCGACGAGCUGGACUAUGGUGGAGAUACGCGUAGCACAGUAAGUAGCGACCGUCGUCGUAGACGUGACAGCGAUGCGGAAAGUGUUGCCAGCCGUAGCGCCAAACGGUACAGACGUGACGAUCGCGAGAAAGAACGAUCUCGGGAGCGCAGCCAUCGUGACCGAGAGCCUGGUCGUACUCCAGUCGCCGCUAUCGAAGAAGAAACAAAAGUGGAGAAAGCAGUUCAUUCCGGAAGCGAGGAAGGCGAGAUCGAAGAGGAUUGA
Talaromyces atroroseus is the source of this 2340-nucleotide messenger RNA. RefSeq lists its product as hypothetical. Gene Ontology annotation, molecular function: protein binding; RNA binding. Gene Ontology annotation, biological process: mRNA cis splicing, via spliceosome. Bases 1 to 2340 code for a protein of 779 amino acids. Gene Ontology annotation, cellular component: U2-type prespliceosome; U1 snRNP. Lineage: Eukaryota; Fungi; Ascomycota; Eurotiomycetes; Eurotiales; Trichocomaceae. The transcript is spliced from 4 exons. The record is from RefSeq and is a predicted model, not a curated record.